Lasiodiplodia theobromae is the source of this 825-nucleotide messenger RNA. RefSeq lists its product as uncharacterized. Bases 1 to 825 code for a protein of 274 amino acids. The transcript is spliced from 3 exons. Lineage: Eukaryota; Fungi; Ascomycota; Dothideomycetes; Botryosphaeriales; Botryosphaeriaceae. The record is from RefSeq and is a predicted model, not a curated record.
AUGGCAAACGACUAUCUCAAUCUCAGAUUAAACUUCGCCUACGAAAAUGGCACCUCCAGCGAAUUUAUUCUCCCGCGCGAAAAGCUUUUCGUUUCAACAGUUGGCGCUGCUUCUUCCGGCGUGGCAUCGGAUGGCUCCUAUUCGUGGCAUGGAGCGCCAGAUCUUUCAGAGUACAUCAUCACAAUGGACAUUCCCGAGCUUGGCAUCUCCGGCGAUAUACGCAUGCAAUCGAUUGCACCUGCACACGGCCCAUGCGGCCCCGCUGUUGAUGGUGAAACUCUCAAAUUGAACUGGGACCUGUACUGGGUGAACGCCAUCCCUGAUUCCCAGGCCUCCGUCAACCUCAAGAUCAACGGAACAACUCUAGCAUUCCAGGGCUCCGGAUACCAUGACAAGAAUUGGGCGCCUUUCAACUUUAUCGCUUAUCUCAAUCAAUGGUACUGGGGUCACGGCCGAGCUGGGAGCUUAUCAGUCGUGUGGUUCUACCACCUCGACACGGCGAACGAGGUCGUCGCAUCCGCGUAUAUCGCACAGGAUAACAAGAUUAUCCACUCAGCUUGCUCGGGUGUGACCGUCCGCCCCUUCGGUGAAGGUGUCGAGUAUCCACUUCCGGACAACUACAACGCUACGAUCGCAGGCUAUGAGAUUAACAUUGACGCUGGCUCGCUUGGAAAUUACACUUUCACAGCUACUGCUAAUAGAUCCAUAGUCGAUCCUGCAGGAUAUGACAGAUGGAUUGGCAUUCUUGAGGGUGGCCUUGUUGGUGGGGAAAGUUAUUCAGGUCCUGCGUUGUGGGAACAGAUGGGACCAUCCGUCGUAGUGUAA